AUGGCCUACCUCGAAACAUACAAUUUGGGAGUCACAGGUGGACGAUCUGGCCAUGUUGGCGUUGGCGGAUUGCUGGUGUCCGGCGUUGAGGCUAAUACCGAGGAAAACGCAGACCUCUUCAAGGCUUUGAAAGGCGGUGGAAGCAACCUGGGAAUUGUCACUCGGUUCGACCUUAGAACCUUUGCCGUACCCCCUACCGGUGCCUAUGGCGGCCUGAUCUUUGCUUCCUGGAGCGACUUGGAUGUCGUUAUUAACCAGUUUGUCAGCUAUGCCAGUUCAAUUGGUUCCGGCAACCCCGACCACGAGUUUGUCGUCGAUCGAUCCGACGCCGGCAACCUUGCUGUGAUGGCCAUGGCAGUCAGCACUGACGGCAACGAAAACUUGACGACGUUUGUCCCGUUCAACGACAUUACUCUGACGAGGGACAUGAGAUCCAAGCAGCCUCUCAGCAAGAUUGCGGCGACCAUUGCCGACACUGGCGGAUCACAUUACAUCCCUUUCUCUCUCUCUCUGCAAGCCACUCCGGAGAUCAUGAAAAAGGCUGCCGACAUCUUCGUGGCUCUGACACAAGAGUUGGAUGCCACAAGUGUUCCGGUUUCCGUCAACUUUGAUUUCCAACCCCUACCCAAGAACCUCGCCUCGGUCAAACCCGGCAACAACAUCCUAGGCUUCGACAAAAACCUACCUGCCGACUCAAUUCUCUCGGAGGCUAGAGGCACCCUGGAAGCUACUGAUGUAGAGUGUGGAGGAAUUGUUGAGAGAAUGAUGGGUAGGGCCAUCGAAGAGCUGAGGGCGUACUCUGCUUCUUUUGAAGGUCACUCGACAUUUCUGUACAUGAACUACGCCAACCCGGAACAAGACGUUAUUGGAUCCUAUGGCGCAGAAAGUGUACGGCUACUGAAGGAUACGGCUGCAAAGUACGACCCGGCGGGCUUCUUCCAGCGUCGGAUUCCUGGAGGGUGGAAGGUGAGCCGGGUAUGA
Molecule: messenger RNA, 981 nt
Organism: Colletotrichum phormii
Lineage: Eukaryota; Fungi; Ascomycota; Sordariomycetes; Glomerellales; Glomerellaceae
Exons: 2
Coding region: 1-981 (326 amino acids)
Molecular function (GO): flavin adenine dinucleotide binding
Source: RefSeq, a predicted model, not a curated record